ACGAAAUUUUGAUAUGACAUGGUGAGAUAGUGACAUGGUAAGAUAGUGACAUGGUGAGAUAGUGACAUGCUGAGAUAGUGACAUGCUGAGAUAGUGACACGCUGAGAUAGUGACAUGCUGAGAUAGUGACAUGGUGAGAUAGUGUCGUGCUGAGAUAGUGACGUGCUGAGAUAGUGACGAGCUGAGAUAGUGACAUGGUGAGAUAGUGACAUGUUGAGAUAGUGACAUGGUGACUCGGUGAGAUAGUGAUAUGCUGAGAUAGUGACAUGGUGAGAUACUGACAUGGUGAGAUAGAGAAAUGGUGACUUGGUGAGAUGUUGACAUGGAGACAAAGUGACGGAUAUCAUUUAAAAAACAGCAAUGAACUAGAAUGGGUUAAUGCCUGAUUUAUUUUACUCAAUGAUGUUCACAAUACUUCCAGUGGUAAUGACGAGUAUUGAAUGUAUGACUCUAAUCAAUACUUCCAGUUUUAAUAACGAGUAUUGAAUGUAUGACUCUAAUCAAUACUUCCAGUUUUAAUAACGAGUAUUGAAUGUAUGACUCUAAUCAAUUUCGUUUAUUUCAUAAGAAGCGUUUUAAAGAUGGCGUGCUCAGCAGACGCGACCUUGACAUUUCUUUUCUUGCUGGCAGCGUUCAGAUUGUCCAAGGGUUGCUUUCCAGCGGUAUGUUGAGUUUGUCUGUCACAUAUGCGAAGACCAGGUUAACAGUUAACGCCAGGUGCUAUUGGCGAUUUAAAUUAGUCCAGUGAUGGACAGAUCUGUCGUAUCGAUUGCCCCCCCCCCCCAAGUGAUAUGGUCUCUGACCAGGUAAUGUUACAGGAGCCCAGACAUUUUUAAAAAAAUAAUGCUGUAGACUCUUAGGGUUGAAAAUGGGCAAAAGAAAUAUUCAACUCAGACAUCAUGAAAGUUGAAUAACAAAAGAAGACAUUAAAAUGUUUAAUUUCUCGUUUAACAUGUGUUUCAAGGUUAAUUUCUUAUUUAGCGUGUGUUUCAAACUCUGAAUAUUAGAUUUUAGAGAUUUUUUAAAAAGAACACUUGUACUUGUGGCAACUAAAUAUAUAUGUGGGUGGGGAAACACCAAUAGUUUUUUUACAAAAAGUUUCUUAGACAAAAAUAAAAUUUCUAGCUUUUCAUAUAGAUGCAUUUUCCUCCCAUUUAAUAAAGAACACGACUACCACAAUUCUCACUGAACUUAAAUUCUGAAAUAAUGAAAACAGACAAAGUUGUCAGUUGACAAUUGCUUUAUUUUAACAUACCAUUUUGGGCUAAUAAAGCUAUUUGAUAGAUCAAACUUUGAUUGACAAUCAGGCUUGCACGUUCAUCUAAUUCGAGUGAAUAGAAGAAUAGAGUUGUUGGUGUCGAUACGACCAACACCAACAGCACCAACAACACCAACAAUAGUUUAUGGAAUGUUAAAUAACGAAAAAAUGAUAUUUUUUUCCCCUUUAUAUAUAUAAAUGAAUGUCUGUAUAUGUGUCCCGUAUGCGGUCCUACACCAUUCAUGCGAUUGUGAUAAAACAUUGGUGAGCUGUUGUCCAUAAGCCCGCGCAUUUCGUUGAGUCUUAACAACCCUUAUAAAAUAUUCCAUUUCGGGCCCUCUGGCCCUAAAUUUGUUUUUUUUUCCUUAUAUAAGCCAUGUAAAAAAUAAUUUCUGUCUGCGCUCCUAUACCAUUUAUCAGAAUGCGAUAAAACUUUGGUGAGAUGUUAUGCGUACGCCCGCGAAGGUUUUUAAAUAAUUAUAACCAUUUUAAAAUAUUCCGUUUUAGGCCAGGGGCCCUAAAUUCGUUUUUUCGUAUUUGAGCUAUAUAAUAAUGUUACCAGAUUUAGUCACAUAGUUACAAGACUUAGUCGCAUUGUUACCAGACUUAGUCACAUUGUUACCAGACUUAGUCACAUUGUUACCAGACUUUCAUUGAUUCAAUCCUGUGUAUUACAGCCUAUGUAAUAUACGUUAACUUCUCAUCUCUAAUGUUGUAUAUUAUUGUGUCCAGGCAUGUCAGUUUGAUCAGUACCAAAAGACAGAUGUGGUUUGUUUCGGACCUAACCUCAUCAGUUUUCCAAGCUUAUCCGGAUGUCCGGUUAAUGUGAGCGCUCUAUCCCUUGUGGUAUGAUGGCUACACUACUAAAAUAAUCAUGGAUAGAUUUUUUGGGUGGCUAUUGUAGUCACAAGAUUUCGCAUUAAUAAAAAAACAACCUUUAACUUAUGACUGAAGAAUUUAAAUGGGCCUAGAUGAAUUUGAGUGGGCCUGGAUUAACUUAAGUAGGCCUAGAUUAAUUCGAGUGGGCCUGGAUUAAUUUAAGUAGACCUAGAUUAAUUCGAGUGGGCCUGGAUUAAUUUAAGUAGGCCUAGAUUAAUUCGAGUGGGCCUGGAUUAAUUUAAGUAGGCCUCGAUUAAUUCGAGUGGCCCUGGAUUAAUUUAAUUAGGCCUCGAUUAAUUCGAGUGGGCCUGGAUUAAUUUAAGUAGGCCUCGAUUAAUUCGAGUGGCCCUGGAUUAAUUUAAUUAGGCCUCAAUUAAUUCGAGUGGGCCUGGAUUAAUUUAAGUAGGCCUAGAUUAAUUCGAGUGGCCCUGGAUUAAUUUAAGUAGGCCUAGAUUCAUUCGAGUGGGCCUGGAUUAAUUUAAGUAGGCCUAGAUUAAUUCGAGUGGCCCUGGAUUAAUUUAAGUAGGCCUAUAUUAAUUCGAGUGGGCCUGGAUUAAUUUAAGUAGGCCUAGAUUAAUUCGAGUGGCCCUGGAUUAAUUUAAGUAGGCCUAGAUUAAUUCGAGUGGCCCUGGAUUAAUUUAAGUAGGCCUAGAUUAAUUCGAGUGGGCCUGGAUUAAUUUAAGUAGGCCUAGAUUAAUUCGAGUGGGCCUGGAUUAAUUUAAGUAGGCCUAGAUUAAUUCGAGUGCGUCUAGCUUGAUUUGAGUGGGCCUAGAUUAAUUCGAACUGACCUAUAAGAAUUCACUCAGCACACAACACUCAAACACCAUCAUUGUAUACAGCAAGUCUAUUGUUUCCUUCUUCCUUUCAGGCCACGAACGUGAGCACACUAUCAGACAACAUCGUUCCCCCUGGCCUGACAUCGCUGAAGUUUCUGGACAACCGGAUCACGUCGUUCUCCGACGGCGCACUCGACCGUGUCGCUUCCUCACUUCGAGUUCUCCGCUUCGAAUCCUCCCUGACCACCAUUAUUCCCAGCGCUUUCAUGCACUUAACUGGACUGGAAGAGUUCGACAUUGUGUAUGCCGAAAUCACGGAUUGGAAUAUCCCAGUGCUUCAACAAAUCGGAGCCACUGUUAAAAAGAUGUAUUUAUCCGACGCGAACAUAUUCUCAUGGCCGACCUGGAUCUCGGAUUUCACGUCACUGGAAACGUUGGAGAUAUUCAACAGUGCCAUUGUGACUCUUCCCGACGACGCCCUGGCGCAUGUUAACAAUAAACUGUAUUUGCUGACUCUUUCCGUCGGCAAACUCGCGAGCAUACCACAUGCCAUUUCGGCGUUAUCAAAUAUAACCGACUUGAAUUUACAAAAUAAUCAAAUCACCAACCUGAGAAAUCUUCCCCGAAGCGCCGUCAAUCUUGAUUUCACCUUCAAUUUAAUCACCGAGAUAACGGACGAGACGUUCGUGAGCAUGAGGAACUUGAAAUCCGUGUACCUAGACUCGAACCCACUACAAACAAUAUCACGGCACGCGUUCGACGGCUGCCCGUCCCUCCAGAGUCUAUCUCUUGGACAAACACGGGUGUCGAGGCUUCCCCUGGGGCUGUCGGCCUUGACCGCGCCCAGUUACAUACAGUUCGGCGAAAACCCUGACCUCGUGUGCACGUGCCAGGAGUCGGGCCUCACGCCGUGGUUUUUGUCCCACAAACAAAUGGAUUUCAGCGGCAACUGUAAUUCGAUGAUCAACAUUGUUGAUUUCUACACGAAGCUGGCCAAGGAUUGUCCCCAGGAGAUGGCGAUAGGUCCAAACAAUACCACGAUAACAAAUUAAACUUUUUUUUUUAUUAACAAUGUUUAGAUUUAUAUUUUUUUUGUGGUAAAUACGGAAGCAGUUCAAGUGUAACUGAACUCCUUAAUAGAUACAGAUGCGCUUCUAUACGAUUUUGCCAGAUCAUCUGAAAUUUCUCUUAAAAUAAAAUGUAACUAAAACUGGAGAUAAUGAUACGUUUAA
Lymnaea stagnalis (great pond snail) is the source of this 4145-nucleotide messenger RNA. The record is from the annotation of a GenBank genome assembly. NCBI's taxonomy places the organism in Eukaryota, Metazoa, Mollusca, Gastropoda, Lymnaeidae.